Molecule: messenger RNA, 2103 nt
Organism: Glycine soja
Lineage: Eukaryota; Viridiplantae; Streptophyta; Magnoliopsida; Fabales; Fabaceae
Product: casein kinase 1-like protein 4
Exons: 15
Coding region: 258-1541 (427 amino acids)
Biological process (GO): signal transduction; endocytosis; peptidyl-serine phosphorylation
Cellular component (GO): cytoplasm; nucleus
Molecular function (GO): protein serine/threonine kinase activity; ATP binding
Source: RefSeq, a predicted model, not a curated record
GAAACCGUGUUUUUUGAAAUUACACAUGUGUUGGAACUGUUACCUGGAUUGGUUGCUUGUGCUAGGUAACAGCACAGAGGAAUGUUGAGCUGAGCUCGCUGGAUUGGACAGGUCAGCAACCUACUUUUAAAAACAAAACAAAAAAACCAAACCCUACAUUCCAACAUUAAUCAUACAUCUAUUCCUCGUCUCCAUCAUUUUGUGUUGUGCUCGCUCUGUCUCUGUAAAGCGCGUUUCAGCACCCGUUACCGGCGAACAUGGAGAGGGUUAUCGGCGGGAAGUUUAAGAUUGGUCGGAAAAUCGGAAGCGGUUCGUUCGGAGAAAUUUAUAUUGCAUCAAAUAUGGAUACCUCUGAGAUUGUCGCCAUCAAGAUGGAAAGCAAGAAGACCAAACAUCCACAGCUAUUGUAUGAAGCAAAGUUAUAUAGUAUUCUUCAAGGAGAAAGUGGUAUUCCAAGUAUGAAGUGGUGUGGCACUGAUGGAGACAAUAAUGUUCUAGUUAUUGAUCUUCUGGGACGGAGUCUUGAAGACUUUUUUGUCUACUGUGGGAGGAAGUUUUCAUUAAAAACAGUUUUGAUGUUGGCCGAUCAGAUGCUGACAAGAAUAGAGUGCAUGCAUUCCAAGGGAUUUUUGCAUAGAGACAUAAAACCAGAUAACUUCCUUAUGGGUCUUGGGAGGAAAUCAAAUCAGGUUUAUAUUAUUGAUUUUGGACUAGCAAAAAGAUAUAGGGACCCUAACACAAACAAACAUAUUCCUUACAGAGAGAAUAAAAGCUUAACAGGAACUGCACGUUAUGCAAGUUGUAACACUCACAUGGGAAUUGAGCAAAGUCGUCGGGAUGAUUUGGAGUCUCUUGGCUAUGUUCUUAUGUACUUUUUAAGAGGAAGCCUUCCUUGGCAGGGUUUGAAAGCUGCCACCAAAAAGGAAAAAUAUGACAAUAUCUGUGAGAAGAAAUUAUCAACUCCCAUUGGGAUGCUUUGCAAGUCAUAUCCUGCGGAGUUUGCUAGUUACUUUCACUAUUGCCAAUCUUUAACAUUUGAUCAACACCCAGAUUAUGGAUACUUGAAGCGCUUGUUCCGUGAUUUGUUCAAAAGAGAAGGAUAUGAUUCUGACUAUAUAUUUGACUGGACCAUCCUAAAAUAUCAGCAGGCGCAACAGACAAAGAAACAAAAUCAAUCAUCUCCUUCAACUGCAGUGCCUAGCAGUCUAGAACCAGUAGUUGUGGAAAAACAUAAAGGAGUCAAUGAUUCAGCUCAUGUUACUGUAACAAAAAUGUUGGCCAAUCUCGAACGUCCAAGUGCACCACGUGUGCAGCCUAAGCCAUCUAAUGUUCAGAAUCUGGAUGCCAAGAAUCAUAUUGAGAAACAUGGUGUGAACAAUAGUCCAUCUACUUCCUCUGCCACUCCCAAAUCCUCUACAGUAAAUGCCUCGAAACCAGAAAGGCCCGCAGGAACCUCAAACCUUGGUCGUGUAUUUGGGAGUAAUGCCCGUGUUUCAAGCAGCUGGAUUCCUUCACUACGCCGAAUUUCUUCUGCCAAAUAGUAGGAUUUGAAGGCCACUUACAGCUUUUUUUCUUUUUUGCAAAUGUCGUGUACAUAUGUUGUCCACCAGAGGAACAUUAGACUGUAAUGAAAAGCAAGAUACACUGACAUGACAAGCUUCCUGCACAUGACACUAUUACCAAAUGUAUUGGCAGAUACAUUGUUGUGGAGUGAGGUGGAUGCUCUCAAUUUUAAGAUUUGGAAAGAGGGAAAGUAAGGGAGUAUGAACGAUUUUGAAGAACGAGGUAUGCUGUGGAUGUCUACACACGAGGUUCAGGGUAAUUUGGUUGGUGGGCCUUAAAAUGUGAGAGUUUGGCAGGUUUUUUCUCUCCUAAUAAUGAUGAAUCAAACAUGUAUGAGUGAGGGGAAGCCACAAUCAUUCUUAUUGUACCCGUCUUUUUUUUUUUCCUAUUCAUCUUUUGUUUUUCAAACAUUCAGUAUACAAAUUCGGUUGUCUUUUCCUUUGUACAGUUUGUUUUGCAUACAAUAUAAUCACAUUGUACCCCAAUCCCAACAAGGGAAUUAUUCACAAGUCAAUCCUAUUCAUAGCUAUUUGAAACUAA